Messenger RNA from Aspergillus japonicus CBS 114.51, 441 nucleotides. RefSeq lists its product as uncharacterized. The record is from RefSeq and is a predicted model, not a curated record. The transcript has 4 exons. The coding region runs from base 1 to 441 and encodes 146 amino acids. Lineage: Eukaryota; Fungi; Ascomycota; Eurotiomycetes; Eurotiales; Aspergillaceae.
AUGACUUAUGUCAAUGACCACAGCGUGCUUGGGGUGGGCAUUCUGUUCACGGUGCUGGGCACGGUGGCCAUUACCACCCGCUUUUAUGCCCUCGUCACAGGCGAAGCCGUCAUCAUGAUGAUCGGCUCCGCAACGCACACGGUGGGCGCCCAUUUUCCCGCAGAUAUCGGCGCAGCCAUCCUGUACUACGACGGAUGGGACCAGGUCUUGUUGGAAAGACUGGAGUUUCCAUUCGACAUCAUGCAGCCCCUUGCCCUAGCCUUGCUCAAGCUAUCUGUCCUAUUCUUCUACCGGCGACUCUUCGUCGGACGGAUCUUUGACAUCGCCAGCUGGACCCUGAUUGGCGUUGUAAUCGCCUGGGGCAUAACUUUUGUCAUUGCGCUGACGACAACGUGUGGGGCGACUAUCAUGGCCAAUUUCGGUACCCUGAACACCUUAUGA